This is a messenger RNA of Porites evermanni, 26268 nucleotides long. Lineage: Eukaryota; Metazoa; Cnidaria; Anthozoa; Scleractinia; Poritidae. The record is from the annotation of a GenBank genome assembly.
AAAUAAGUCACUUACACGUCUUUGUCUUCGUAUAGGCGGCAUUGACAGGUUUGGCGUUAAUGUUGCUCGUAACCAGUUCGAUAGAGCAACAAAAUGUUUCGUUAUUUCCAUCUCCCUCUCAUUCGAUUUUGCUGCCCAACAUGUCUACGACCAGCAAAGAUUCAAUUUUAAUGGCAAACAAAACUAUGCAAACAGGUCAGUACUCGGCAGUGUCCACUGCCGUCAGUAUGUAUCACAAAUACAAAGCCGAGCAUAAACUAGAUAUAUUUGUUGGCUUCACACUAGAAGCGAAGUUAGUUUCAAGUAAGCACUUGAUUCAAGUGCACUUUGAAAUCUUAAGUCUCUCUGUUGGAAACAUGGCUUCACACUUGUUGACACUUGUUGAGUAGAUUACUUGAAGUAAAAGCUGUCAAUCUCUCCGUUCAUUAGAAUCUUGGGACCGCUGCACGUGCACAUCAGUAGUUAGUAAAUGUUGCCAUCCUACUCACUCACUUUUAUUUCUACCUCAUCUCGCAACAUCGCUCUCUUGUUCACUCAUUUCACAAAACUCAUUCGUUAAUCUCACUUCAUUCAGUUCAUUCAGUUCGUUUAACUCAUUCGUAUUGUUCCAUUCGUUCUCAAGUAGUCGCUCACAUUGCUCGAAGAUCUAGAAAUAAAAGUGAGUGAGUAGGAUGUCAACAUUUACUAACUACUACUAAAUAAAGUAGUGAUAGUGAUAGUGAUAUUGAAGCAGAAAAAUAAAAUUGAAUUAAAGAAAAAAAUAAUAUAGAAUUAGUAAUUAUGAAAGCUGGUGUUACAACGAGUUUUAUUAACUUACCUCUAACAGAAUUAAUCGGUGGAUUGACGGGAAAAAAAAGUAAAAUUCCCAUAUAUGCUUCCGAUUUCAAAAGAGAGUAUCUUUUCGUAAGAGGCUUAAAUACGUAUUUUAAGUGUUUUUCAAAAAAACUAGAUUGUAUUCAUCAUGGUUUAUUUGAAAGUAACAUUUCUAAUACAAUUAAGAAGUAUAUGAAAAGAUUUCUCAGAGCACAAGAAAAAGGUAAGUUUACUAAUAUGAAUAAACUUAAAAUUCCAAGUUAUGAUAUUGAUAUUAUUCGUGAUAUCAUAUUUAUUGAUGAACAGUUUGAAUGUUAUAAAAGUCGUUGUAUAUGUGAAAUUAGUGAUGAUGAUAGUGAUACUGAUGAUGAGAAUGGUGGUUAUGGUGAUUAUGAUGGUUAUGAUGAUUGGGGUGCGUCUUUAGUUGAUAGUCAAUUGUUUCCUGGUUUUAAAGAAUUUUAUAAUAUUUUUACAAAGAUUUUUGAUCAAUUAAACUAUAAUAGUUACGAUUGUGAAAGUGAAAGUGAAAGUUAUAGUGAUAUUGAAUGAGAAAAAUAUUUCUAAACUUAUAACAUUUUAUGUUACAAGUUUUUUGUAAAUAGUGAUAUUGAAUCAGAAAAUAAAAUUGAAUUAAAGAAAUAAAAAAAUAAAAUAAUAAUAUAGUAAGUUAUGUCUCAACAAAUUUUUACCGAUAAACAACUUCAGAGUUUGUCUUUGGACGAAUUAAAAAAGAUUGUAUCACAAGAAAAAAAAGAUCUUAGGAAAGAUUAUAAGGAAUUACAAAAAAAGAGAAGAUUGAUUGAAAAAUAUAGAAAAUUGACAGAGUUUAGAGAAAAAGUUAAACAAGGAAAAGUUGAUACAAAACCCAAAGUUGAUACAAAACCCAAAGUUGAUACAAAACCCAAAGUUGAUAAGAAACCCAAAGUUGAUAAAAAACCUCAUUCUAAAAGGAUAAAAUCAUUUGAGGAUUAUUUUGAGGAAUGUAUAAAAAAUAAAAAAAUUCCUAAAGAUACUCCGUACUAUUUACGAAAAGCUCUUGAGAGAGCUAUAAAUGAGCAUGAACAAGGAAUUGAAAUUGAAAAAUCAGCUCUAAACGAAUUUGCUAAAAAAUAUAUUAUAAAGGGGAAACCAGAUAUUUUACCUUAUCAGUUCUUUAUAAAUAAAAAACAUAUUAUUAAAAAAUUUCUUAGAAAUCAUCGUAAUACUAAAGUAAGGUUUAUUUUAGUUUGUAUUAUGGAAAAAAAGGAAAGGGAAAAAGAUAGUAGUUUAACUUUUAAAGUUCAAGAUAAAGCAUAUUUUAAUUCUAGUACUUUUAAUAAUUUUAUAUCAUCUGAUGUAAAAGAUAUAUUAAAAAAAAGUAUGAUACAAAUUGAUGAAAAAUUAACUAUUUAUCAAGCAAAUGGAAGUGGGUGGUAUUUUAAAGAAAUUAUUCAACUAGAAAUUCAUACAACUCAAUUAAAACCAAUAAAGGGUUCUUCUUAUAUUCCUCUUCCAGAUUGGAUUAUGAGAAAAAAAGCAAUUGUUAGUAUUCGAAAUAAAGAUGAUAAAUGUUUUAUUUGGUCAGUACUUCGUUAUCUUCAUCCAAGAGAAAAGAAUGAUUGUCGUUUGUCAGAUUUAAAAAAGUAUGAGAGUGAUCUUAUCACUAAAGGAAUUACAUUUCCAAUGAAAGUAAAAGAUAUUAACAAAUUUGAAAAACUUAAUCCAAAUCUUCCAGGAAUAAAUGUUUUUUCAAAUGAUGGACAGACUAUUUAUCCUUUGAGAAUGAAUGAGAAAGAUUGUAAAAAUACUAUUGAUUUAUUUUUGUAUGAAGAAGAUGGUAAAUUUCAUUAUUCAUUAAUUAAAAACUUUUCCCGCCUUGUACGUAGUCAAAUUACUUCAAGAACAUAUGAACCAAUACAAAUUUGUAAGAGAUGUCUUUGUCAUUUUACAAAACCAGGAUUAUUAGAUAAACACAUCAAAUAUUGUUCUAGUAAUAAAACAGCAUUUGUAAAAAUGCCAGAAAAAAACAAAACUUUACAUUUUACUAAUUAUGAUAGACAACUUCCUAUUCCUUUUGUUGUAUAUGCAGAUUUUGAAUGUUUUACUAAACCAAUGAAUAGCUGUUCCCCCAAUCCUAAAGAUUCUUAUAACUAUAACUAUCAAAAACACGAACCAUCAGGAUUUUGUUUUUAUACAAAGGGUAUUGUUAAUAAAAGAAUUAAACCAAUCAUUUAUACAAAAAAAUCAGAUGAUGAAGAUAUUGCUAAAAUAUUUGUAGAAAAACUUACAGAAAUGACUAAAGGGAUAUAUGAAGAUUUUUAUCGUAAACCAAAACCUUUAGUAAUGAGUGAAAAAUCAAAUAAAGAUUUUAAUAAUGCUGUUAAUUGUCAUAUUUGUGGUGGUGAAUUAGAUAAAGAUAGAGUUAGAGAUCAUUGUCAUUUUACAGGUAAGUACCGUGGUGCAGCACAUAACAAAUGUAAUCUUAUGUGUAAAAAACCAAGAAUACUACCAGUUAUAUUUCACAAUCUUCAGGGUUAUGAUGCUCAUCUAUUUAUCAAACAACUUGCUAAAAUAGAUGGUGAUCUUAGUUGUAUUCCAUCUACUGAAGAAAAAUAUCUUUCAUUUUCUAAAUCUAUUAAAGUUGGAGAGUAUAAAGAUAUUCAUGGUGAUAUUAAAGCAAUAAAAUUUGAAAUCAGAUUUGUUGACUCAUUUAAGUUUCUUCAAACAUCACUAGCCAAUCUUGUUUCAAAUUUAAACCAAGAUGAUUUUCAUAUUACAAAACAUGCGUUUAAGCAUAAUACUUCAUUACUAACUCGUAAAGGAGUUUAUCCUUAUGAUUAUGUAUCAUCAAUUGAAAAACUAUCAGAAACACAUCUUCCACCAAAACAGGGGUUCUAUUCAAAACUAUAUGAUGAAGAUAUAAGUGAUGAAGAUUAUCAACAUGCGAUUAAAGUCUGGAAUACAUUUGGGUGUAAAACAAUAAGAGACUAUCACGAUCUUUACCUAAAAUCUGAUGUAAUGCUUUUGGCAGAUGUGUUUGAAAACUUUAGGAAAACUUGUCUUAAACAUUACAAGUUAGAUCCAGCUCAUUACUUCACAUCUCCAGGACUAGCUUGGGAUGCAUGUCUAAAAACAACAGGACAACGUUUAGAGUUAUUACAUGACUAUGAUAUGUUAAUGAUGAUUGAGCGUGGUAUUCGUGGAGGAAUAACACAUAUAUCAAAAAGGUAUGCAGAAGCAAAUAAUAAAUAUAUGGAAAAUUAUAAUCCUGAAAAGAAAUCAUCAUUUAUACAAUAUUUGGACGCAAACAAUCUUUAUGGUUGGGCUAUGUCUCAGAAUUUACCAACACAUGGUUUUAAAAUGAUGAAUAAUAUUACAAAAGAAAAGGUAAUGGAAAUUUUAGAAAAAACAAAUGAUAGUAUGGCAAAUACUGGUAAGAAGGGAUAUAUUUUUGAAGUUGAUUUGGAGUAUCCACCAGAUUUAUGGGAUCUUCAUAAUGACUAUCCUCUUGCACCUGAAUUAAUGAAGGUUAAUGGAGUUGAAAAACUAAUAUGUCAUUUUAAACCAAGAAAAAAUUAUGUUAUUCAUUACAGAGCUCUUAGACAAUGUCUUGAGUUGGGUAUGAAGAUUACUGCUGUUCACAGAGGAAUAUCAUUUUAUCAGUGUCCUUGGAUGGAACCAUAUAUAAGAAAAAAUACAGAACUUCGAAAAUGUGCUGCAAACAAUUUUGAGAAAGACUUUUUUAAACUAAUGAACAAUUCAGUUUUUGGUAAAACAAUAGAAAAUAUUAGAAAGCGUCAAAAUAUAGUACUUGUUGAUGAUCGUAAAAAAGCAUUAAAACUAUCAAGUCGUCCAAACUUUGAUAGAUGUACAAUAUUUGAUCGAAAUCUUAUUGCUAUUCAUAUGAAAAGGACAGAAGUGUAUUUUAAUAAACCAGUAUAUGUUGGUCAAGCAAUUUUAGACUUAUCAAAAACUCUAAUGUUUGAUUUUCAUUAUAAUUAUAUCAAAGAUAAAUAUGGAAAAAAAGCUGAAUUGUUGUUUACAGAUACUGACAGUCUAAUGUAUCAGAUUAAAACAAAAGAUUUUUAUGAAGAUAUAUGUUAUGAUAUAAAAAAUAAAUUUGAUACUAGCGAUUAUCCAUCAGAUCAUCCUUCUGGAAUAACUACAGGAGUUAACAAAAAAGUGAUUGGUAUGUUUAAGGAUGAAGCAUCAGGAAAACAGAUAACUCAUUUUGUUGGAUUAAGGCCUAAACUAUACAGCUAUAAAGUUGAGGGUGAAAAAGAAUUAAAGAAGUGUAAAGGAAUAAAAAAAAAUGUGGUAAAAAAGUCAUUAAUAUUUGAUGAUUAUGUUAGAUGUUUAUUUUCUGGUGAAAAAGAAAUGAGAAAGAUGAAAAUAAUAAGAAGUGAAAAUCAUGAUCUGUAUUCAAAAGAGGUUAACAAAGUAGCUCUAAGUAAUCAAGAUGAUAAGAGAUAUGUGUUAAAUGACCAAAUACAUACUCUAGCUAUUAGAGAAAAAUAUUAGAUUUAAGAUAUAAUAAGUAUAAAUAAUAAAUGUCAUAUACAGAAGAAGAAAUAAAAAAUAUCUCAAUAUUUUACAUAAUUAUAAAGUAGAAGAAAGUGAGGGGGUUAAAAAGACAAAAGUAGCUUCAUGUUUAGGCUGUAAAAAUACAGAAUCUUUUUUCAUUGAUUUUGGUCAAAAAAUAUGUUACAAUUGUGGAACAGUAAACGGACAUGUAUUAGGAUUUUAUGAUGUGAAAGAUUAUGAUAGGGUACAUUAUAGAAAAAAGAGUAUUUAUCAUAGGAAGUAUUACUACGAUAAAAAGGUUAAUAAGAUUUCUAAACUAAUAAAUCUUACUUAUGAACAAAAAUGUGAACUUUACAACAGACUAUUAAAAAUAGAUAAUUACAUUAUGGAAAAAAUUAACAAACAAUAUUUUAGAAAGAGAAUUAUAAAUAUUACUUAUGUAAUAAAAAAAAUUUUGGAUGAAAUGGGGUGUGAAAAGUAUAUAAGUUUAGAGCUUAAAAUAAGCCCUAAAACUUUAGAGAUUUAUGAUAGUUGGUGGGAAACUUAUAAUGAACUGUUAAAAUAAUUUUAUAUUAUAACUUUAAUAUAAAAUUUUAUUCUUAUAUAUAAUCAUUGUAUAAAUAAUAAACAGAGAAAAAAUAUAUAAAAGCUUUUUUUUCAACAUAUAAAUCUUCAUUUAUUUCAAAUUCUAGUUUCAUUCUUUCUAAAACAUAAUAUAUAAUUUCAAUAUCAAGACUUUCAUCUUCAAUUUUAGAUAACAUUUCUUUUUGAAUACUAUCAUAUUUACUUUUGUCGUUUAAAUCUUUAUUAAAAUCUUCAUAUUGCUUUUCACUGUAUUUAAACGUAUCAAUUCCAUGAAUCAUUUUUAAGUGUUUAAUAACAAUAUUUUCUUCUAGUCUCUCUUUUUCUACUUUCAUUUCUUCAAAAGUUGAUAGUAUAUAAUCGUCUUUUAAAAAUUUAUAAACUGAUUUCAUUGUUUUUCUUCCAAAAUUUAAAAUAUCAGAUUUUCUAAUAACCAUAUAUGCCAUUUUUAUUUAUAUUAUUAUAUUAUUCCUUUAUGAAAAAUCCAGUAUAAUAUUCCAGUUAGAUAACCAAGUACUUCACUUUUAAAUGGUGAAUCAAAUACGUAUACACAUCCUCUACCUCGAUUGUAAAGUUUAUAGAAAGAUUUAAAAGCUCUAUGGAAUAUUAAAUGAUUACGUAAUAUUUUACUUUCAGUAUUAAUAGGUAAACCUUCUAACUUAUAGAUAAUUUUUUCUAAUGAAAUAUUUUUUUUAAAAGUAGUCUCAUAUAAGUGUCUAAAUAUUAAUGCUGAUUUUAUCUCAUCUUCUGAAUAAAUAGUAUUUUUGAAAGGAGGGGGGUAGUAAAAGUUAACGUAAUGAACUAUUGUUUUUAUCAUUUUAUUAAUCACAUAUAUUAAAUUUAUUAUUAUAUUUAAUCUCAAAUCUAUCUGGUUCAGGAGAUUGAUCAAUUAUCAUAUCAUCUAUUAGUUUCAUUCUAUCUAUGAAUUUUUGUUUAUCCCAGUCAUUUCCUCUAAGUACAGCUCGAAGUUCAACAAGAACUUUUUCAUAAGUAGUGUAUGCAAUUUUUGUCAUCUCAAUUUUCUUUUUAUAAUUAUUUUUUUUUGCAACUCCUGUCAAAAUAAUUCCAGCACCAUUUAUUACUCCUAGAAUAACAGGAUUAAGUGUAAUUCCACCAGUAAUAGUUCCUAUUGAGACUAAACAUAUACUAGAUAUUGUAAAAAAAUUAUCAAGAAAUUUAUAACUUUUAUAAGACCUCUUAAAACACCAAUAUUUUUUAUGGUAGUAACUGUAAAAAUCUUUUAGUGUUUUAAUACCUGAUUUUGAUAGAGAUGGGUCUAUGUGAUUAAAAUCAAAGAUAUCCUUCAUUUUAUUAUUUUAUAUAUAUAAUCUUAGUUUAGUCUAUAAUACAUAAUUUCCGUUUAUCUUUUCUUGUAGUAAUAUUUGAUGAUGUACUGAAGAGUUAAUGUCGUAAAAGUUUGGAGAGUACAUAAGUUUUUCUAUCACUGAAUCUUUACAUAAAAAUUCAAAUUCAAGGUUAGCUGAAGUUCUUACAAUAUUAGCGACUAAGUCUGCGGAAUAGUUACUUAUAUUAACUUUUGUAAUAUUAUCAUUAAUACUUUCUGUUAACCAUAAAACUAUUUUUUUCCACUAAAACUACCUGGUAUUGCUAAAUUUUUUCUUACAUUACCAAUAGUUAUGUUUAGUGAACGAUUUACAUAUAAAUAUAAUAAAAAUAAAAGUUGUUGUCUUGAAUUUGCAUUAGUUACAUCAUAUUUAGUUAUAUGAAAAUUUUUACUUUUAAAAUGAGAAAAAACAAUACAUAAAGUGUAACUUGUAUUUUUAAUUGGUGGUUUAAAAGAAAUCUUAUAAUCAUUUAUUCUUAAUCCAGUUUCUUUUAUGUUAUCCAUUGUUUUACUUUGAAAUGUAAUAUUUUGUGCAGAAUUUCCUGUAAUAGAGGACAAAGCAUUAAAUACAACACCAAUUGAACUUUUAUUUAGAACAUAAUUGUUUGAAUCGCUAAAGUCAAAAAAAUGAUCAAAAUAUUUUCUAUAAACAUAAUUUUUUAUAAAAGGUAAAUUUUUAUUUACAAUUCCAACUGUUGCUGUAUUAAUUUCAUUUACCAUUCCAACUGUUGCUGCACUAUUAUUAUUAUUUUUAUCAAGAUUAAUGUUUAAUAUUUUUUUAUUAUUUGUAUUUAUGUCAACAUUGAAUGUAACUUCUGUUGGUUUGAUAUCAAAUGCUGUGUGAUAGUCAUAAACUUUAUCUGGGUCGAUAUUGCUUACUUUACCCACAAUACCAUAAGUAACAAAAUAAACUCCUGAAAACUGUCUUGGAUAAACAGACAGGUCAGUUCCUUCUUGUGGUAUAUUAACAAGAAAAUGAAGAAAGAACCUAUUACCAGUUGACAACUUUUUAAAAUUAACUAUUAUUCUAUGGUAAUACAUAUAUUGUGUUUGAUUUGUUGCAUCUGUAUAUCUAUGACUAAGUUUUUUUACACUUACAUUUUCAAUUGAUAAUCCUGUUGAAGUUCCUUUGUCUACACUUAUUUGAGAUUUAUGCCAAAGUUGAUAGUCAGUGUUUAGUAUUUCCAAACAUAGUGUGUAAUCAACAUUAGCGGUUAAUCUGUAAAAGUUAACUGACAUUUUGUACUUAUAUCCACCUUGAGAAUUUUUGUUUAUUUUUACAUAAAUUACUUUGUGGUUAUAGUUAUGAAAAUUACCUUUUGAAGGAGGUAAGUCUGCUAUUUUUGAUAUAACAAAACUAGUUCCAGUAUCUAUUUCAUCAGUCCAUUGUGCUGCAUUAGACAUAAGAAAAGUAAAUUGAUCGUUGUAAUGACUUGGUUGAACUGCAGUGUGAUGAAUUAGUUUGUCAGCGUAAUCUUUAUUUACAGCAUCAUUGUCUUGGGUUGGAUUACUUAAACUAAUAAUUUUUUUAUUGUUCAUAUUUAAGUUUCCUCUCAUAUAAUCCGUUCCAUCUUUUUUAAAAUAACCUGUUGUAAAUCCUUUAUCAUCCACAUACUUUUUGGUUGCAGCAUCUGUAUCAUUAAAAGGUGGUCUUAGACCAAUUAUAGGUUUAUUAUUCAUGUUAAGUGAGUUUAACAUUUUAUUUGUUCCACCAACAUGUAGAUACUUUAUAUCUGUAAAGGCUAAUGGUGUUGGUUGUUUAGGACCCAUUGGAAUUGGUAGGUUUAAAAUUCUAUGAUUAUCCAUGUUAAGAUUACCUUUCAUUGGAUAAGAUCCAUCUCUAUCAAGAAAUGUAUUGUCUACAUAUUCUUUUGUAGGAGGUUCUUUUGCAUCCAGUGGUGUGCUUAGAUUUUUAAUUCGGUAUGUAUUUUUCAUAUCAAUGUUUGAAUCAAUUGUUAGGUUUGAUGUCGAGGUGGGUUUAUCAUCCACAUACUUUUUGUUUGCUGCGUCAUUAUUAGCUGUUGGUUUACCAACAUUAGUUAUUUUAUUAUUAUUCAUACUUAAAUUGCCAAUCAUUGUUCGUGAACCAUCUCUGUUAAGAAAAUUACUGUCUGCAUAUUGUUUUGUUGCUGGCUCAUCUGCAUCAUUUGGAUGUUUAAGGUUUAAAAUACGAAAUCUAUCUUUCAUAUCAAUGUUUGAAUCAACUGUUAAUCUUGAUGUUUUGGGUGCCCCGCUAGAAUUAUCAUCAACAUACUUUUUUGUAGCAGCAUCAGUAUUAGCAGUUGGUGAACCAACAUUUCUUAUUUUUUUAUUUAUCAUAUCAUAAUCACCAUCAGAAGUAAGAUUAAAUCCAACUCCUGGUGCUCCUUGAAUUCCUUUAGCAAAUGAGUUAUCUUUUUGUUCGUUAAAUAUUCCCAUUUUAUUUAUUAGUUUAGACUACUAGUAAAGUUUUUAGCAAUACGUUUUUUAGGCUUAUCAAUGUACAAAAAUGUAAAUGGUUUUUUUGUUGCUGUUCUAUAUGUUUCUUUAUCAACUCCUAAUUCUGAUGAUAUACGAUUUGCUUCCCUCGAUGAUGGAAAUUCGUACAGACAGUAGUGAGAACAAUUUAAUCUAAUAUCCUUUGGAGUUUUGUAAAAUGAUUGACUUAGGUAUAUUACAGAGCAAUUCUUAUGACGUCCUUGGAUAAAAUAAUCAAUAAGUUCUCUUUGAUUUUUAUCACAAACGUAAUCAUCAAAUAUCACAAGUUUUUGAUUAUCCUCAUAUUCCAUUUCUGUCACUGGAAUUAUUUCAUCAUUACUAACAUUUAGUAUUUCAUAUCCCAUUUUAUGACUUAAUUCUCUCAUUUUUUGAAUUAACUUUUGAUACUUAUCCUGUUCUAGAUUACGUGCGUAAAGAUAAAUCUCAUCAUAGUAUAGUAGUGGUUUAAUUAACAUAUGAUAAAGCAAAUUAGUUUUACCACUUCCACUGUUUCCACAGAUUAACAUUCGAAAUGUAUCUGAUGGCAUAUAAGGAAAUAACUGUUUAUAUUUUUUUUCUGGGUCAUCGACACUAUCAUAAUUUGGUAUUUCCAUUUUUAUAUAAUAGUUAUAUAUUUAUUAUAUAAAAUGGAUAUUGAAGAAUACAAAAAACUUGCAAGAAAUAAAAUUGAGGCUGAUGCUUUAACUCAGCAGGUGAGAGAUGUUAUAAAAGAAACAAAAUGGCAAAAACAAGAUAUGAGAGAGGGGUUUACAGAAACAUUUAAACCACUUAUUGAGUCUCAAGAGAGUGUUAAAAAAAGUAUUGAUGAGCAACAAAAUAAAACUUUAGAACAACUUCAAGCUAAUCAACUUGCUCUUACUCAAGGACUUAAUCAAAACAGACUUGCUAUAACACAAGGAUUAAAAAAAUUGAUUGAAGAAAAAUUUGAAGACGCUGAAGAAGGUGUAGAAGGAGCAGAAGGUGUAGAAGGAGCAGAAGGUGUAGAAGGAGCAGAAGGAGCAGAAAAAAGUACACAAACUGAUCAGAAUAAAUAUUUUGAUUUUGAUUUAAGUUAUUUUAAUAAUAAUUUACAAAAUAAAGAUAGUAUAGAAAGAUUAAAUAAUUAUGGGUAUGACAUUCUACCUCUUGAUUUUUUAACAUCAAGUGAUGAAUAUCUUUUAAAAAUGAUUGAUCAUGUUAAUAUACAAAAAAAUGAAUUAGGUAUUAAAAUAAUUAACACUUCUAUACCAUUAAAAAAUUAUCAAGGUUACGAUUUAAGACAAGCAAAAAGUGAUAAUCCGCGUAAAGAAACUAUAGAAAAAAUAAAUGAUUAUAACGUAUUAUCCACAUAUUAUAAAAAUUUAACUGAUGUUUGGAGUUACAAAAGAGAACAAAUUAAUAAAACUGGAAGAGGAAUUACUCUCUUUAACAACCCACAUCAACUUCUAGACAGACUUGAAUUACUCGGUGGAUCAAUUCUUGCUGGGAAUAAUGGUGUGAUACCUGAGUUUUCUAAAUUAGCACAUCUUCUAAACCAAAUGAAAGUAAUUACAAAAAAACAACUAAAUGAUUUAAUAAAAACUUAUAUAACAAUUAGAUAAAAAAAAAUGGAAGAACGAGCUAUUCACAUUUCUUCAAUAAAUAGGGAAAAAAGAGGAACAAGCAAACCUGGUGAUUUUACUAUUAAGUUUAAUCCAUCUUUGAAACUUGAUCCUGAAAAAAAACAUCAACUUGCUCUUGAUAGGUUGUCCAUGACUUACUCUUGGUACAACAUUAGAAGUGAUUAUAAAAAUAAUAAGAUUAAAUAUACUCACGAUGGAUCCACUUGGCAAACAAUUACUUUUACAGAUGGAAUGUAUUCAUACUCAGAUAUAAAUGAUUACAUUCAUCAGUAUAUGGAUCAAAAAUCUCACCACUCAUCAGGUUCAAGUGGAAAUAAAUCUUAUUCAAUUAAUAUAACAUUUAUACUAUCCACCUAUCGAGUGUUAGUAUCAAUUGAGGGUGAUUAUCAAUUAGAUCUGAGAGGAACAGAAUUUGGAGACCUUAUUGGAUUUGAAAAAAAACUUAUUACAAAAACAGAGUAUGGAACAAAAUUACCAAAUAUAACAAAUUCUAUUGAUGUGUUAAAUAUUAACACGACCGCAAUAACUAAUAGUAUUGUAAAUGGAAUAAAUACAAAUACCAUUGCUGUGGUACCAACUGAUAAUUUAACAAGAUCUUUUCCAUUUACUUUCGAGCCUAAAAGACCUUUGUACUGUGAUAUAUCUUCAUUUAACAUUGAUGAAAUGAGAAUCUAUGUUACAGACUCACUUGGAAGACCAGUAAAUUUUAAUGGUAUAGAUUGGUAUAUGACUUUACUACUCCACUCGAUGUAAUAAUUCAUAUUUAUAUAACUAUUAAAAUAAAAUGAUGCGACAAUCAGAGUUUAAAAUGAAACUUGACCCUGAAUUGGGUAAAUAUAAAAGACAACAUAUUUAUGGAGAAGGAAUGAUGGAUGGGUUUAAAUCGUUUGGAAAAAAAAUAUUUGGAAAGACAAUGAAAAAAGCUGCUAAAAAGAGUGGUGAAAAAGUACUAACAAUGGCUGCAACAAAAACUGGUGAACAUGCUGGCAAAAAGGCUGGUGAUAAAAUAGUGCAAAUGUUGUCUAAAGAAAAGGCUGCACCCCCUGCUAAAAAAGUUACUUUUAAUAAAAAUGUUGAGAAAAUACCAAAUGGGGGAAGCCCCGCUGCAAACACUCAACAAGAGGUAAAUGAUAGAGUUCUUGCAAUUCUUAGUGGAGGUUCAACACGUAAGAGAAAAUUAUAUAAUUAUUAAAAUAAAAUGAAGUCUUUUAGAAAUCCAAAAUAUUUAGAAAGAUAUGAAGAUGUUGUUUUUGACCUUGAACAGGCUUUAGCAACACCUGCAAAUAAUGCUAAUCAAACUAAAACAGGUCAUAGAUUUGUUGCUGAUAACACAGGAGAAGCUACUCCUUUUGACUGGUAUAACGCGCGAUUUUCAGUAGAUUUCAAAGUUAAUCAACUAGCCGCUGGAGCUAAUAUAGAUGCAGAUGGAGAUCAAAUGGGAAUAGUAAAUGGAAGUAGUUCUUUCAUAAAAAAGUUAUCCAUCCUUGCAAAUGGUAGAGAUGUUUACAGUUGCAACUAUGCUAAUCAUGUAGUAAAUAUUAAGAAUUUGCUUGAGUAUAAUCCAUCUUAUGUUGAUAGUGUUGCAACAAAUGAAUUUUACUAUCUUGAUACAUCAAGACAUGCUGAAAGACAAAAAUUUACAUCAAGGAGAGUAACUCACAGGCAAAAUGCUGCUGGAAACGCUGAUGAAGCUGGUAAUAUGUUAGAUGCAGUAGUAGCUAAUUAUAACAAAGGUUUUUCAUUAAGAAAAGCACUAUUAGGCGACUCAGCAACAGUACGAUGUGAAAUUCCUCUUAACAGAUAUUCUUUCUUUGAAUCAUUAGAGGACAAACUUCUUCCAAAUACAAAAAUUGAGUUGAAUAUAGAACUAGAAUCGGAUAACAAUCUUAUCUGGAGAAAUGGAGGUAACGCUUGUAGAGUUAUACUAACAAGAUUUCAACUAUUUGUUCCAAGAAUGACAUUUAACUCAGAAGGACAAAAAUUAUAUAUGGAAAAUUAUCUUAAGCCCUACAAAUGGGUUUAUCUUAAUGAAGUAGUAGAACGAUCAAAUAACUCUCAACAGCAAACAGGUCAUUUUAGAAUUACAAAUGCAAUCUCAAAACCUCGUCAUGUAUUUGUUUUUGGAAUUAACACAGCCAAUAUUAAUUCACAAACAGCAAAUCCAUUUUUAUAUAAUACUUUUAAUCUACCAAAUACUGCUAAUAUAUCUCGCUGUUAUCUCGAGGUUGGAAAUGGAAAUGAGUACCCUGAAAUUCAUUUUAAACCAGCUACAGUUCCAGAAAGAGUUUUCAGAGAAGUAAUGGGAUAUGUUUACGCAAAUAACGACUUUCAAGGUGGAACACUACUUAAUAGAACAAAUUUUGGGUCUUUGUUCCCGUUUGUUUACUUUGACCUGACAAAACAAAAAAUGGAUAUAAAAGAUGGAGUUACAAAAUUAGCAUUUCACUACGAAUUAUCUGCUAAUCCAAACGCUGAUUAUAAUUUAUACGCAUUGGUCUUACAUGAAAGAGAGGCAGAAAUAGAACAACAAGGAGGAAAACUAUUGUUAAGAGCAUAACCCCUCCCUUAGCUACACCACAUAUGAUUACACAGAAUUUUACACAAGCUGUUAUAAUUACACAGAAUUUUCUACAAGCUGUUAUGAUUACACAAAAUUAAAUACAAGCGUUAUCAAAUGAUGUGUAAACAUUUGAUUGGAUAAAAAAAUCAUACGAUAGUAUAUUACAGCAGGUACAUAAAACCACCAAAACAUAAUAAUAUAAAUAUUAUAAUAAAAAUGACAUCUUAUAUUAAAUACGGAGUAAAACUUACAGAUGGACAAAAGUCAAAAUUGGCUUCUGCAAUAUUAAAUAAAUCACCACUAACUCUUCGGUUAAAACAUGGACAUCUUCGAGGUUCUGAUGAGUUAAUGCUAACAAAAAGACAAAUUUCUAAAAUAAAAAAAUCUAUUGCAAAUGGUACAGGAUCUGAUAUAAAGAUAAGUAAAACACAGAUUAGACGUUCUGUAAAACAUGGAGGAAACUUAUUUUCAUCACUCGCAUCUCUUGGAGCAAAAGUAUUACCUUACGCAAUAAAAGGAGUAUCAAAAGUUGUUCCUGCAUUGGCUACUGGUGCUGCCACUGCACUUGGAGAAAUUGGAUUAAAUAAAAUUUUUGGAAAAGGAAUAACAAUCCCCCAUAAAUUUUUCCCAAUGCUACCACCUAUUGUAAGAGAAUUUACACAAUCACAAAUAAAUCAAAUUAACAAAGCACAUCAAACAGGUGGACGAUUAAUUAUUAAACCAACUCGUAAACAAAUAGAAGGAGGAUUUCUUGGAACUCUUGCAUCUAUUGGUAUACCAAUGGCAAUUAGUUUAGUAUCAAAAAUGUUUGGUGGGGGACUACAAGUUGAUAGACGUGGAACAUCUAAUACAGCAAAUGUUUACGUUCCGUCUCCUCCUCCAUCAACACAUGGAGAAGGUUAUCCUUAUCACUCACCACCCUUUAUCGGUACAUGGGGAAACCCAAUUGGAAUGGGAGUUAAAAAAAAAAAGACCAAAUCCAAGGGUUCAGGACUACUACUAGGAAAAAACAGCCCAUUCAACUCAAUUCCCAUUCUCGGCUCCAUUUUGUAAUUAAACCUUUAUCCAACUUUGACCUCAUGGAAUGGAUAAAAAGACUUGGUAUUAAACAUUUCAGAGGAAUAUAUAGUCGUGAUGUACUACCAAAAAAGAUUAGAAAAGAAUGUGGAAUAAUUAAUCUAGAUGAUAUUACAGGUCCUGGAACACAUUGGGUUUGUUAUAGAAAUAUAGACAAUUUAGUUGAGUAUUUUGAUCCAUUUGGACUAAUAAUGCCAAAUGAAGCAUUAAGAUAUUUUAAUACUUCUGGAAAACAAAUAGUUUACUCAAUGGAUGAAAUACAAAAUCGUAAUACUGUACUUUGCGGAUAUUGGUGUUUAUAUUAUCUGUUAGAGAGACAGAGGGGUAAUAGUAUUCUAGAUGUAAUACAUAAUCCUCAUUUUGAUGAUGACAAUAGUGAUUUUAUAAAAGCAUACUUUGGAGGAUAAAUAUAGUUUAAACACAUAAAUAUGAAAAUAAAAUGGAUAAAACAUCAGGAUAUAUAUACAUAGCAGAAGAUAAAUAUGGAGUAUACUAUGUAGGUAGAUCACCAAUACCUGCUCAACAAAGAAUAAAGGAAUUAAACCAUCCAAUGAAAGGAAGAGAACCAAAAAUAAUUCAGCAAGAGCCUUAUUACAAUUUAACUCACGAAGAAAUAAACAAUCAAAAAAAAAAACUUAUAAAACAACUAAAAAAAGAAAAUAAAAAAAUUUUAAACAAUUUAUAUUUAUUAUCCCAAUCUCCAUUUAGAAAAGUUAAAAUUUAUACAUAUCACUUUCCUGAUGGUAAAGUAUAUAUUGGAUACACAAGUAGAAGUUUACAUGAACGACAUCAAGAUCAUAAAAGAUGUACGAUAAGUCCAGUCUAUAAGCGUUUAAAAACCAAUGAAGAAGUAAUUCCAAAAUAUGAAGAAACUGUUGAAGUAGAUAUAGAUAGUGAUGAAAUAUAUAAAAUACAAAGAAAAAUCCUAGAUAAAUAUACUACUGAUACUAAUCAGAUACUUAAUCCAAAUUUAUAUCUUUUUGGUUAUUAAUAUAAUAUUUAUUAAAAUAUUAUAUUUAAACUUCUUUUUUUUCUAACUGAUUAAUAUAAUAUAUUAUAUCUUUUAAUCUUUGAUAUUUAAUUCUAAGAUUUUCAUAAUCUUUAUCUUUCAUUUCUCUUGAAAUAUUAUAUAAAAAAGAAGAAUCAUCAAUAUGUUUACCCUCUAACGAAAUAAUACAUUUUUCAAAAAGUUUUUUUCUAAUUUCAUCCUUUUCACUGAUUAAUGUUUCAUUUAUUUUAAAUAAUUUAGCUAAACUUUCUUCCAUUUUAUCUUAUUUAUUUUAUUUUUAACCCAUUUUUAUUCACUAUCAACUGGUGUAUUCUUUAGUAGUUUAACCUUUGAAACUUUUGUGUUUAAAUCUCUAACACUAUCAACUAUUUCAACAAAAUUUAAGUAAAUGUCAAUAAGACGAUAAAGUUUCUUCUUUUUAUCACUAUUUAAACUCAGCCAUGAAUAUUCCUCAUUUCUAAUUUUUUUCCACAUUUCACAUUCAAUAACCAUUAGCACUCUUGAAAGAUUAUCAUUUUUCUUUCUAAGACUCUCCAUCUCAUUAUAUAUUUUUGUUCUCACUUCUUUUUCAAAAUCCUUGAUUGUUUUAACAUCAAUAUUUUUCUCAAUCUCAGAAAAAAAUUUAGCCUCCAUUUAUUAUAUAAAUAGAUAAUUACCUUUUACAACUUUGUUAAGAGUAUUUGAUUUCUCACUUAUUUCCAUAAGCAACUCAAAUAUCUUUAUAAAUUUAUUAUCAUUUUCCAAUCUAGAAUGAUCAGCGUAUUCAUAACUCAUAUUAAGGUUAUUAUAUAUCUUUUCAAGCUCACUUUUAAGAAAAUUAGAUCUAGUAGUCAUAUUUUUAUCUAAGCAUAUAUUAAAUGAAAGAAUCAUAUUGCAUUAAAGAUAAAAGAGUAACUCCUUGCACAGAACCAAGUGGUUACCAAAAAGAUAAAAGAGGAAGAACUCAAUUCUUCUGUCAUUGUGCAGUUUGUGGAAUUAAAAAAGUUAGAUACGUAAAAACUGGAACAGCUUCUCAAACUGGAAGUGGAAAAAGAAAAACUAAAAAAAAGUCAAAAAACUAAUCAGCCCGUCUGAAGGGGCGGGCGUCUUUGAUACUGUUGUUGGUACAGCAGUUGAUGGAUUUGUACAUUACGGUUUACCUUGGAUGGGAAAAAAAGCAGUUGAAAUGGGUAAAUAUGGAGCAAGUGAGUUAAUGAGAAAUAAAAACGUUCAAAAGAAAGCUGUAAACUACGGAAUAAAUAAACUUACUCCAUUUAUUCAAGAUUCUGUUGGAACAGCAAUGGAUCAACUGUCAACAAAAGUUAGACCGAAUAAAAAGUAUAAAACUGAUCGACUAGAAUUAGACGGUAGAUCUGGAAAAGGAUUUGAUGUUCACAAAUUGAUUGGAAAACUUCCAAAACCAAAAGCAGGAUGGACUCCUGGAAAAUAUAAGUAUAUGGGACCAUACAAUCCUCUAGAAAAACAAUUAAGCUAUGAUCGUGAAACUGGAAAAGUGACAGAUUGGAAAGUUAAACCUUAUAACAAAGUUGAUGAAAUAGCAGCUUAUCACGAUAUUUGUUACGACAUGGGUAGAAGCAAAGGUGAUUGUGAUAAAGAGAUGGUAAAAUCAUUAGACGACUUACCAUAUGGUGAAAUGCCAAAGUGGGGUUCAACUGCUAGAUUCUUGAUUAAUACAAAACAAAAACUUGGUCUUGGUUUAAACGCGAGACGGCGUUGAGUAGUGAUUGGUCUCAACAAUUAGCCGACGAACUUCACAAACCAAUCACACGAAACUUUCAAAAGAGAUCAGUAGUUUCAAACGGAAUUGAUGAUAUCUGGGCUGCUGAUUUAGUUGAAAUGCAAAAGUUUAGUAAGUGGAAUAAAGGGAUUAAAUAUUUGUUAAUGGUUAUUGAUGUGUUUAGUAAGUAUGGAUGGAUUAGAGCUUUGAAAGAUAAAAAAACUGAAUCUGUAAGUAAAGCAUUUGAGAAUAUAUUCAAAAGUAAACGUAAACCUCAAAUGUUAUGGACUGAUAAAGGUUCUGAGUUUAUAAGUAAACAUUUCAAAGAUUUUUUGAAAAGUAAAGGAAUUAAACUGUAUCACACUGAAAACGAGGAAAAAUCUAGUGUUGUUGAGAGAUGGAAUAAAACAAUGAAAAACAGAAUGUGGAAGAUGUUUACUGUGAAUAAUAACACUGUUUACUGGGAUAAGAUAGAUAAACUAGUUGAUGAUUGCAAUAAUACGAGACAUUCUAGUAUAAAAAUGACUCCUAUUGAAGCAAGUAAAAAAAAGAAUGAGCGUAAAGUUUGGUCUAAUUUGUACGGUGAUUUGAUUUACUUGAAACCUGGUAAACCAAAGUUUGCAAUUGGUGAUCAUGUUAGAAUUUCAAAAUAUAAGAGGCAAGUAUUUGAUAAAGGAUACACACCAAACUGGACAGAGGAGAUAUUUGUAAUUGAUAAAGUUCUUCCAACAAAACCUGUUACGUAUAACAUUGUUGAUUUGAUGGGUGAAGAGAUUAAAGGUUCUUUUUACGAGCAAGAAUUACAAAAAGCAAAACAACAAACAUAUAGAAUAGAAAAGAUUAUCAGACGAGAUAAUAAGAAAAAAAUGGCAUUAGUAAAAUGGAGUGGAUAUCCUGAUAAAUUUAACUCAUGGGUAAGUUUAAAAGAUUUGGUUGAUUUUUAAUACAAAAUAAUGUUGUAUUAAAAAUAAAAUCUUAUUAUUACUCUUCAUCACUAAAUUUUUCAAGUAAUGCUUCAAGACCAUCUUUUGUAUAAUCACCCUCACUAUCACUCUCUUCCUCUUCAAUUGCUAGUAAAGACUCUCUAGGUUUGAGUGGUUUAACAUAACACUCAUGUACUUUUAUUUGUAAAGAUGUUACAGUUUUACUUAUGAAUAUUCCUUCAAUUAUGAGAGCCAAUUUAACAUUACAGUAUUGAUUAAGAUAUUUAAAAGGGUUUAAAUCGCGACCACCCUUUCCCUUAAACAAAGAUAAAAUUUUUUUUGUUUUUUCUGAAUAAAUAAGUUUUGCGUAGAGAACUGGAGCUGAUGAUUCAUCUUUUUUUGUUUUCUUUUUUCCUUUAUUGUCUGUGUAUUCUAUUUGUUUAUGGUAAAGUGGUGAAGAUAAACUUGAUGCCAUAUCAGGACCAUAUUCAUUUUCUAAAUAUUGUUGUGAUGCAGUUGUUAUAUUAUUAAUAACAUCAAAAAAUUCUUUUUCUUUAGUACUCGGUUCACUAUCCUUAGACCAAAGACAUACUGGUAAUGAGUAACCUACUAACUUUUUUGUAUCUUGGUUUUUCUUUUCAUUUACUCCAAAAGAGAAAAGAACUGGAGUUUCUAUUACAAGUGGACCUUUUUUCUUAUUUGGAUAUUUGAUUUCAAUUGGAAUACGUUUAUAUUUGAUUUUGCUAUCUUUUACUUUGUACUCUUUGCUAUCAUUAAAGAUAAUAUUGUCUUGGGUAAUAUUUUCGUAACUUGUCAACUGCAUUUUAUUAAAUAUUUAGUUAAUCCUUAAGCCAUAAAUCAUUUUUUUUGGCUACCUAUACCCCAAAGAAGCCUUGUUGACCAGAAGUUACUCGAUUCUGGAUUAGUAUAAGUUAAUUCCCCCUGUUUAUUUUUAAUCUUCAUAGCACGAGACAGAUAUUUAUCUCUUCUCUCUUUAUCCUUGUGAAUAGUAAAGUCUGGAUAUUUAGGUGACCCAAAGUGAACUUUCUUUCCACCUGGAAGUGUAGCCAUGUAUUUACUAUUUUUACGUGUUGAAUAAUCAAGUGAUUCAGCACCGAGUUUUUUAGCAUUUUUGGUUAAUCUCUUAAAAUCUUGUCCUUCAAGAAUGUAUCUUUGUGGUGGAAUGUAAUCUGGAUCCUUAUCAUGUUGAUAACCAUCAUCAACUAUAAAAUCCAAAUCCUCUUUAGUAGGAGUAGUAUCUCUCGAUCUUGGUUCCAUUUUAUUAGUUGGUUAUAUUAAUCCUAAUUCUUUUUAUAAAAACUUGUAACAUAAAAAUGUUAUAAGUUUAGAAAUCAUCAUCACUAUCACAAUAUUCUAUUACAUUAAUCUUAUCAAAAAAACAACAACCAACUUUGUAAUCAGUAACAAGUCUUGUGCCUUCGUAACAUAAUAAAUCUGUUGCAUUUUUAAACAAUCCAUCCAUUUCUUCCCUUGCAUCAUAAUAAAUUUCUUCUACAUUUAUUGUUUUAACAUUAUUAAAAACUUCAUUUAAAUCAAUUAUACCAUCUUUCACUGAUUUAACUAUUUGAGUGAUAUUUUUAUCAAUAUUUUUAAAUAUUAAAUAAUCUUCUUCACUAUCAAAUAUUAAUCCUCCAACUUUGAACGGAUUACAAUUAUUUGAUUGAGUUGUUUCUAUGUUUUUCGAUUUAAAACCCAUUGAUAUUUUAUUAUAUUUUUUUCUUUAAUUCAAUUUUAUUUUUCUGCUUCAAUAUCACUAUCACUACUUUAUUAUACAGUAGUUAGUAAAUGUUGACAUCCUACUCACUCACUUUUAUUUCUAGAUCUUCGAGCAAUGUGAGCGACUACUUGAGAACGAAUGGAACAAUACGAAUGAGUUAAACGAACUGAAUGAACUGAAUGAAAAUUGAAUGAAGUGAGAUUAACGAAUGAGUUUUGUGAAAUGAGUGAACAAGAGAGCGAUGUUGCGAGAUGAGGUAGAAAUAAAAGUGAGUGAGUAGGAUGGCAACAUUUACUAACUACUCACAUCGUGCACAAGGCUUCCAUUUCUUAUUGGUAAAGUGUGUUCACAAGUGUUGCGUAGCCCAUACUUGGAGGCGAACUUCGGCCUCUUUGAACUACGAACGUCUCCAUGGUCACCAAGUAAAGUUGAUGUAGGUACAUUUUACCACUUCACACUCAAAGUAGGUUCCAAGUACUCUUACCUUAUACCUGAAGAUCUAGUGUGAAGCCAAUAAUUGUCUUCUUUCAUGAUCAGUUUCAACUUCCACUGGGAUAAUGAGCUCUUCAGCGAAUCCAAGCUGGUCUAGUGAGACUGUUCUUAAUUCAGGUGCCUCUAUCAUCAGCCAGAUAACGGGAAGUACCAAGACAGAAAACAGUAAGUUUUUUUUUUACGUAGACUACAUAGUUACUGUCAAACUAAAAAAAAACCGUGAACGCCUAAAAAUUUCAGGAAUAUUGAUUGUGUACUGGCCAAUCGCAAUAAAGUUCAGGACACGCGAGCAAACCUCGAAAACGCAAACUAAGUUAUCUCGCGCCUUAUUGGUUUAUUUCUCGCAACACAAUAACAUUUCAUUAAUAUUUCUGGUGUUCACGGUUGUGUGAGUUUCACAGUAAUAUUCACAUUCUUUAAAUUGUUGAUCAAUAUUUGAAAAACACGCAUUAAUAAAAUGUAUUUGGAAGCAAUACCAGAGAAAAUGAUAAUUGAUGACAUAAUAGACCAUUUUAAUUGAAUAAUUUUGUAAAGAAGAAUGAUUAGAUGGGAUUAUUGCUAACCUUACGCGUAUCACAUGCUCAUUACCAAAAGCCACAAACAAUUCAAAAUUGAAAUUAGCGCGAAAAAAUUUCUGCUUGAUUGCAUCCUGUAACUUCUAUACCUUUUAUAAUUUUCCGAAAUUGUAUUUAAGUCCUUAGGAAAUAAGGAGAAAUCUUUAUUUUCAAUGCUAUGUUUGGCAUAAAAAAUAAGAAGCUGGCACAUUCUUUAGUUUUAAUUUGUUUAACUUUCAAUCCACUUCAUGCCCAGCGACCAAAAGCUUGAGUGGUGUGUCAGGUCAAAGUAUAUACAACACUCACUUAUUGUUCAAAACACUCAAAUCUAUCAAAUCAGGAGGUAUAAGCGUCCGUUAGAGUUUGUUCCAUGUUGUGAUGGGAAACUGUGUUUGUAAACGGGGCAGAUAGUAUUGAAGAGGGAAGAUCUUUAGUGUUGGCGGGGAUAAACGAAGCCUGUGGUCCUUUACCUCUCCAAAAAGAAGGAAGCGUAGGGCAGAUAAAAAAACAUAACAAAAACAUAACGACAGAAUGACAAAAGAUCAGUUCUUAAUUCAUACCGUUAUUUCCAAGUCGUUAUGUGAACAAGUUCACACUACAAACACAACGACAUAACCACCUUCUUAUGCCGUUAUGCCGCAAGUGUGAACCAGUCUAUAGAGCCCAUAACUGAAUAUUUUAUUUGUUCUCUUCACAGAUACAUUCUUUGUGGAAUUCAAAACGGAAGCUUCAAGAUGGAAUGAUGAUUUAACCAAAGAAUAUCAUGAUACAUAUAUCAAGACCGCUAAUAUGAUUGUUGAAAUAGUAAGUGGCGAAAAUUUUUCCUGUCAAAAUGGGUACAGAAAAACCCACGAGUAAGAACCUACAUUUUCUAGAGUUAGCCUAAAGAGAUUCUUAUUUAAAUGGUAGUUAACACAAUUUUAGGCUAUUUAGGUUCUUAAGUAGGUUCUUAUUUCUGUAAAAAAAAAAACAAAACAAAACAAGCUACAAAAACAAGAUGGCAAUCAGCCUAUUUUUCAAUUUCAAAAUGCGAUACAACAAUAUUAACCUCUUGCACUUUAUUUUUUACUACAUCAAUAAAUUGGCACUUUUAUCUGCACAGCAAUGCCAAGCUCCUAAUUCUCCAAACAGGAUUCUUGCACAAUUUUUUAUGUGCAUUUCACUAAUAUGAUUUUUCAUUUUCUAGGCUAAACAGGUUCUUCUUCAUAGGGGGUAUAAAUGGCAAAUUUUAAUUCUCAGGUUCUUACUCGCGGGCUUUUACGGUAUUUCAUCUUCUUGGUGUUGUCAGUCCUUGUCUUCUUCUCAUUUCGUGCAGUAAUUCUUUGUUCUACGUCUUGGAAAAGUCUUAUUUCUAGCCUUUUUUUUCUAGUAGGCCCUCACUACGAUGACAACCACAAGCAAAUCUUUUAUUAUUUUUAAUAUUCUGUGAUCUUUCUGUUUGACCUAAUUUCCAGUAGGUCUCGAAAAUUUAUAAAUAAUUCUCGGCGAUUUUAAAAAGUUUCAGUUUUGAGAGAAGGUCCUUUUAUGAAUGAAGUAAAAAAAAAAAAGGAAAGAAAUGACGUCUGAGAGUCCACACGAGUGGCCUUUACACGUAUAGUUCCGCUUCGGUUUUGCCCUGUACACAUGGUAAUCGUUUCUGCUAAGGAUAUGAAAUUAUCUUUUUAUAAUAAUUAAGGUUUUUUUAGUAAUAUCAACCAAUGAACAUUUGUGUAAGGUUUUAAACUGAAGUCUUAAUACCGUAACGGUAAAUACAAAAAUUUGAAAUGUAAAUUGAGUUUCUUGUCAAAGCUAACACGCGGUAAAACGUUAUCUUGAUCCACCCUUCUCGUCUCGCAGUCUCCUCCUACGCUUCAUGAGGAGGAGAUCGUUCAAGCAAUUAUUGCAGGUGGGCGGCCGUUGAAAUAUCUUAAUACUGUCCCUCUCUUCCUCUGAAAUCAAUGUUUAUUGUAACAAGGACUUUUUUUACGCUCUGGUCUAUCUGAGAAUCCUCGAGGACUUGCUUGCGAACAAAUGGAACUCUUUGAUUUUAAAGAAAAUCGUUGAACGUCGUCUGACGGAUUGAGUCCUAAACAAAAGGCAAGCUGACACUGUCACAUUCUUACUCCGUCAGAGACUGUUUCGUCACCGUUUCAGACAAUUUCCGUUUUCAUCUCUCCUCACGAGUACUGACCGGAAAAGGGGAAUUGUUUUGAGACUUUGGCUUUUCGGGGACCCUUUUUUAUCAAGAUACAUGUGGACGGAAAGUUAUAGCCAGUUUCCGAUUCAUGAGGACAUGAAUUAACAUUGUCAUACUUUACUGUAUCCGUGAAUUACUUCAUGAAUGAACGUUAUAGAACUGCACGGGUCCCACUCAGCUAAAAAAAUAUGACUGAAAGUCUUUUUCUUUAGUAAGCCGGGGCCAGAAUCAAUUAAUAAACUUUCCUUUUUUAGGUAGACGAGCUUCAUUCAAAUAUGUCUGCGUAUGAAGGUAGUUUUGUCAUUGGUUUUAGGUAAGCGUGUUUUUAAUUCCUUGUUUGUCGUUAAGGCUAAAACGUUAACCCAACUUGUCAAGUACCAGUCCUCAGUGUCAUUUUAACGUUAUUUUUAAAACAGGGAAGGUGUGUAUGUUUCGCUAAAGCUGCAGUUUAAGGGAGGAGACACCAAUAACCUCGAUGUUUUCAUCGACUUUUUACGUGCUGGUGGAGGGCGCUCACUGCGGACAGACAAAGUUUAUCUGAAGCUUGGAAAGACAGGUAAAUGUAUUCAUAAGACCGUAAAUUGUUACUCUUGACGAAGUGAAGACAAAUUUUACAACUUUGUUUUUAUUACCAUAGAAGACAGUCUAGUUGCCCAAAGAGGAACAGUAAGGGUAAAAUGAAUUUGAAGCGUUAUAUAUUUAGGAGUAUCAAAAAGCGCCAGAAACAAAGCUUUUGAGAAAAUUACCUGUGUCCUUGUCUAUAUAAAAGACCUAAGCUUGUGUAAUGUAAUGAAAAGGGUUCUCCUUUGUUGUUCAGGUGUAUGUCAGACAAACGAGUUGUUCUGUCAUGUUCAAUCCAUUUCUUCCGUUUUUUCGUUCUCUUCGUUUCCUCCCUUCUUAUCAACAACCUUCUUAAAUUUUGCGACUUCAAGAAAUUGCGCUUUCAAGAAAUUUUUAAAUAUCUCUUUUUACCUUUCCUACCAUUGUUUACUCAAGAAUAUACCACAAAAAUAUCAACAAUGCCAAUAAAGCAAAUAAUAAAUAAUGAAAAGGUGAAUUCCUGCAGUUUUUAUUCAGGAAACUUCUUCACAUUGCUUCGUAAACUGUGCUUAAUAACCCCAGCCCAGCUUGUGAGCGAGUGUUACGACGGCCCUUCCAUCGUAAAAUCAGUUGCAAAAUACCGGCGACAUAGCCUUAAAAGAAGUUUAGUCGCGUUUUAAAAUACAUUGGUCAUGAGGCAGCCAAUGCGACAAGUCAUUCGGCUGAGCACAGAAUUUUUCCAAACUUUGAUUCAGGAACGGCAUAAAAAAGAGUGCACUUUAACGGUUGAAUACACCUGCAAGCAAGGUUUACAUAAAGAAAACUGGCUCCUAGCCGCCUACGUUGAAAGCUGAAUACUAGAGAUUUUCUUGCUUAAACCUUCUCUUGUACCACCCAAAUAAUUGAAAGUUUACCUGAAAUUGUAGACUAACAUUAUAUACCAACCCUCAAAAGGCAAUUAUAAUGUUUUAUACCCGACUUGAAACCAUAUUUAACCAUCCGACGUACAAGCCCCCCCCCCCCCCCCUCCCGAAGGUUUUUCUGAGGCAAUAAAAACAUCAACACCUGACGUUUUCAGCGGCUGUUGGUUUAUCCUUUGCACGCAUUUCAAGACAAGUUUAGUGAUGAUCAGUUAUUAUGGUUACAAGAUAUAACGUCAUAAGGAGCGGGUGGUAAAGCCAUUUUUGAGUGAAAAUUCUUUUUUUCAACUUCAUUCAGCGACAAAAGUAAGCCUUGAGGAUAAAAGGAAGCAACGUGCUUAUCAUUUAUGUGUUAUUUUACCUGUCAAGCACAGCAAAUUACCAAUUCUCGCCAUUUUUACCCGAUUUCUAAUUCUUGGUAAAAUCCAAGAUGGCGACCACGUUUGGUGACGUCACAGGCUCCAGCAGUGCCAACACCCAUAAAAUAUACCUCAUUUUGUCUAAAAGAUCAAAGGCUUUCCACUGAAGGAAAAAUCUUUUCAAGGUACUGCAACAAGUAAAAAAAACUUGACGGAGGGUUUCCAAUCCCCCCACCCCCCUUGUGCCACGGUGGGUGUGCGUCCGAGGGUUGAACCAGGGAAAAUAACAAUCUAUUCAAAUUUAUCUGGGUUUUCCUCUCCUCAAAACAACAAAGUGAGAUCGGAAACAUUUGUGACGUCCCCCAACCAUAGGAAAAAUGCCUGACCAUAUUCUAGAAAAAGAUGCUACACUGGCGCUCGCUGGGCGAGUUAUGUUGCUGGCCUAUUGCUCCUUAUGUCUAUUAUUAUACCAACUGACGAUGUUCUUUAUUCACUUAUAGCUGACUGUGUUAUAGCUUAUAUUAACACGAAACUAUGUGACUGCAUGUCGAUGACUUAUAAACGCCAAAUUACAUGCCGUCAGCCAGAGAUAUAUGGUGGCAAGGACUGUCCAGAAGAGUGCGACUCUGGGCAUGUAAUUGCAGGCUCAAUCUCUUGUUCAUGGGACGACUUAGAUGCUAUGAAGUGUAAUGCUGAAAGAGUAAAGCCUUUAAGCAUAAUGACAGCGAUUAUACUCAUCUACACGACAUGUCUGUUAGAAGGUCGUUUGACAUAAUCACUCGUUUUCCCUUUUCUUGGUAAAGGUCCUUCACCAGAAAAUAUGUUCCUACGCAAUAAAAGUUCUUGUAAAAUGGCAAAGCAUGCUUUUCUUUGAAGGUACA